ACCUGUUUCACCAUAUAACACUAUUGUAGUUGAGAACAGAAGUGUGUUGAUAAUUACAUAGUUAAAUAAGCCUUCAAUGUACUUUACAAUAUUCUAUUUUGUCAUCGGAUUAGUAAUGUAAAUCACAUGUACAUGUUUGAAUAAAGGACACACUCAUCAAAACACAUUUACUUGCAUAAACAUGUCGAUGAUUUAUGCCAUCAUAACGAAAAUAUAUCUUUCUUUGGAGCACCUUUUGCACAUGAUUUAAACAAUAUUCCUGAAUAUUGUUCAAAGAAAGUUAUCUCUUUUUUGUAAUUCCUUUUCUGAUAACUGAUGAAUUAUGUGUAAUUCAUAUCAUUCACGAUUGUCCUAAGUUUGACCUUCUUCUUUUAUCGGAUCACUGAUUUCAAAUAUCAACACAACAUUUUUAUGAAUUGCCAUUAUCCAAUCAAAUUACGUUAACUCAGGAUUACAUUAACUGUGGAUUUCCGUAACAGUACUGACAAUUAAAUCAUUUUAAUAGACUCAUCGAUUGAAACAGGUGCAGCAGUUACACAAAAUGUUCUUCCUCUACCAUGUCUACGGCGUGCCAGAUUUAUCAUAACAGCGCACUCUAAGAUAAGUAAGGACUAUAGAUUAUAGGAUAUGCCGACGACAAAAAAUGAACUGCGCUCGGAUUAGAUGUAAAAAUAUUGAAGGGAGAAGACGGAAAGAUUGAAUCCGGAGUAAGGUUAAUGAAGAUGUCAAAACAUAAAUGCGGGACCUGUGGAAAAUCCUAUUCACAAAAGCAAGGAUUAUCUCGUCAUAAAAGGACGGCUCACUCGGGAGAGAAACAUGUGUGUAUAACAUGUAAAGUACAGUUUAGCAGACGUGACAACUAUCUACGGCACAUGAAAAGGCACAGAUCCCAGCAAGGAAGAGAUAGUAGUACUGAAACUAAUGAGACUAAAGAAAAAGAGUUGUACACAUGUAAUGUCAAAGCCCUUAAUGGAACCAUAGAAACACAUACUAUCGAAGCAAAAGGACUGAAUCAAUUCGAUUGUAUUUCCAUUUUCGAUCCGAUGACAUUUCUGAACAGUCGGUAUGACGAUGUGAAUGACAUCAUCAAACGCAAAAUUAAAGAGAGUGGUGGUAUAAAAUGGUACCUGUCAAUGGAAGUGAGAAUGAGCAGGAGAAAUGGAGAACUACUGGAAACAGCAGAACCUCAUUUUCGCGGCAAAUGUCAAACGAGUCUAAAAGUCGAAGAUAUUGACGAGGGCUUAAAGGAAUCCUUUAAAAAGAUGUCUACAUCGUUCGCCAAUUACCAGAACAAGGGGAGUAACUGGACCGUAGAUGAAGUAAAUGACUUGACGAUAAAUAUGGCCCGGUAUAGGCCACUUCGAGGGUCAAGUUAUAUUCCACUGCCGAUCAAAAUGGCGUCGAAAAAAGCAAUCAUCAAUGUGAAAAACAAGGACAACAAAUGUUUCGUGUGGUCAAUCCUUGCUGCCUUAUAUCCUGCAAAACGAGAUGCAGAGAGGACCUCGAAAUAUAAAAAAUACUUUGGAAUAUUAAAUAUUGAUGGGAUUGAAUUUCCAGUCAAAAUGGGGGAUAUUUCAAGAUUUGAGGAGCAGAAUAAUGUUUCCAUCAAUAUAUUUAGAUACAAAAACACUGAGAUCUUUCCUGUACAUAUCACCAAACAUCGGUUUAAAUCCCAUGUAAACCUCAUGCUAAUCUCGAACAAGAAGAAAGUACAUUUCUGCUGGAUUAAAAAUCUGAAUCGAUUAUUUGGUGAUCAAAAGUCUGCUGGACAUAAGCAUUUCUACUGCCCAUACUGCUUGCACGGAUUUACACAGGAAAGACUAUUAACCAACCACGUACCAUAUUGUCAGGCGCACGGACCACAGAAAAUCGUUCUCCCCAAAGAAACAGAUAAGUGGCUGUACUAUAAAGAUAUACGCAAACAGUUGAAGGUGCCGUUCAUUAUUUAUGCUGAUUUCGAAAGUCUGCAGGUGCCUCUGGUUGGAUGUCAAAACAGUCCCAAAAAAUCAUCGACAUCAAAGAUAACGGAGCAUACACCAUGUGGAUUUGCAUACAAAGUAGUUGGUUUGACACCAGAAACGUCGAAAAAUCCAGUGGUUUAUCGCGGUGCCGAUGCGGCUGAUAAAUUUGUUCAUUAUAUGGUGAAAGAGCAGGAAGAAAUAGAACAGAAAUUUAGGCGUUGCAAGCCUGUAAACAUGAUGCGAGGUGACUGGAAGUCAUACAAGAAGGCUACCCAAUGCCAUAUAUGUCUCAACGAACUAAAAGAUGACAGUAUAAGAGUUAUAGAGCACUGUCACAUAACCGGCAAAUUCAGAGGUGCUGCACAUAAAGAAUGUAACAUCAACUUCAAGUUUACAGGCCGAAUUCCGGUUGUAUUUCAUAACCUUAGAGGAUAUGAUAGUCAUUUGAUUAUGCAAGCUAUUGGAAAGGUCAACAAAAAACUAACGUGCAUACCCAACAACAUGGAGAAGUAUAUUUCUUUCUCAAUGGGUUGUAUGGAUUUUAUUGAUUCGUAUCAGUUCAUGCCUUCGUCUUUAGAAAAUCUUGUUGAGAACCUUGCAAAAGAAAAUUCUAGUAAAUUUCGACAGACGACGAUGCAUUUCACGGAAAAAAAGAUACAUCUGUUUCUGCGAAAACAAGUUUACCCAUAUGAAUAUUUUGAUUCUGCUUCAAAAUUUACGGAGUGUCAACUGCCACCAAUUGAAGCUUUUUACAGUUCACUAUCAGGAGAAGGUAUAUCUGAGCUUGAUUAUGUACAUGCACAACAAGUGUGGCAGCAGUUUAACAUGCAGAGUCUCGGAGAUUACCAUGACCUAUACGUAAAAGCAGACGUCCUUGCAUUAGCUGAUGUCUUUGAAAAUUUCAGAGAUAUCUGCCUCAACUACUAUGGACUAGAUGCUGCACAUUUUUAUACCUCACCCGGUCUCGCAUGGCAGGCUGCCUUGAAAAUGACACGAGUGAAAUUAGAAUUACUUACAGACAUAGACAUGCAUUUGUUUGUAGAGAAAGGAUUAAGAGGGGGAAUAUCGAUGAUAUCUCAUCGUCAUGCCAAAGCUAACAAUAAGUAUAUACCAGACUACGAAAAAAAUAAACCAAAUAGUCACGUGAUGUACCUAGAUGCAAACAACUUAUACGGAUGGGCUAUGUCUCAGGCACUACCAGUUAAAGGCUUCAGAUGGUUAGACGAGUUUGAAAUAGAGAAUCUAGAUGUUAAUGACAUUGAAGAUGAUAGUGAAAAUGGUUAUGUUUUUGAAGUGGACUUGGAAUAUCCAACAAAAUUACAUGAUAACCACAACGAAUAUCCACUGGCUCCCGAAAAAAUUCAGGUAACAGAGGAUAUGUUAUCACCCUAUGCAAAAACGCUGCUUGAGGAUUUAAAAGUAACAGGAACAUCGACUGAAAAAUUGAUACCCAAUUUAUAUCCAAAGGAAAAAUACGUGGUGCAUUACCGAAAUUUGAAACAGUACUUAUCACUUGGAAUGAAACUGACUAAGACUCACAGAGUCAUGGUAUUUAAACAAGAACAAUGGCUAAAGAAAUAUAUCGAUUUUAACACAGCCAAAAGACAGACGGCCCAAAAUAGUUUUGAGAAAGAUUUUUUUAAAUUAAUGAACAAUGUAGUCUUUGGGAAGACAAUGGAGAAUUUAAGAAAGAGAACAGAUAUUAAAUUAGUAAAUAACCAAUCAAAAGCCAGAAAACUAAUCAACAAACCAACGUUCAAUGCCUUCAAAAUAUUCAACGACGACCUGGUGGCUGUUCACAUGCUGAAGCAACGAUUAUACUUGAACAAACCAAUUUAUGUAGGAUUCACUAUACUUGAUUUGUCAAAAGAGUUGAUGUAUGACUUCCAUUACAAUAAAAUAAAGGAGAAAUAUGGAGCAAAAGCAAAACUCUUGUUUACGGACACAGACUCAUUAUGCUAUAGCUUCGAGACUGAUGACAUAUACCAAGAUAUGAUUAAGGACAAGGACUGGUAUGAUACAUCAGAUUAUGACCCUGAACAUCCACUUCAUAGCACUUUGAAUAAAAAGGUAUUAGGAAAGAUGAAGGAUGAGACCAAUGGUAUUCCCAUACAGGAAUUCGUCGGUCUAAAGUCCAAGAUGUACUCAUUAAUAUAUGAAGAAAAUGGAAAUCUCAAAGAAAAGAAAACAGCAAAGGGUAUAAAAAAGAGUGUCACUAAGCUUAACACGAGACACGAACAUUACAAACAAUGUUUGUUUGAUAAACAAAUUCAUAUGUCUACUAUGACACAUAUCCGUUCAUUCGACCACCAGUUAUAUAAUAUUUCUAUAAAUAAACGGGGCCUGUCCCCAUUUGAUGACAAAAGAUAUUUACUUGAUGAUGGGAUAUCGAGUUACGCGUACGGACAUUGCGACCUAUGAAAAUCUAGAGUUCGGAGAAGUUAAUAUUCCAGAGGACACAGAAAAUGCAUUUGCAAAUAAACGCUUAGAAAUGUUUUGUCUUUAAUACGACGAUGGUAGAACUAGCUUUAUUCUAUGGUAGUGCCGUUUGGGGAUACAAAUCUCACAGAACAAUUAACAAUGUACAGAACAAAGCUGCAAAAUACUUGCAGUUAGGAAGCGUACCUCCAACACAGCGGUGCGCGGAGAUCUUGGACUAACCUCAUGUUAUGCGAAGCAAAAACUGUCAUGCCUACGUCUAAAAUGUAAGAUGAUACGAGUUAACGAUGAUAGACUUAUAUCAAAAGUAGCAAAGUGGGCCUCGCGGCGACGAAAAGGGUGGCAUCAUCAAAUAGACGUUGCUGAUAUUGUUCAUAACGCCACUCUCAGUAUUAAAACGGCGAUGCGUCUCAUAAAUGAAAAACUUACAAACUUUGACCAGGCUGAUUUCGAGAAAGAUUUACAUGACGACAGAAACAAUGCUAACAGGAACAAGCUAAGGACUCGUAUUUACAAGAAAAGUGUUAAAACAGAACAGUAUAUUCUUUGGCUUUUACCAAGAAACGUAACUCGAACUAUGGCAUUUUUUCGCAGUGGAUCGUUACCCCUAGCUGUAGAGACAGGAAGAUACACCAGACCGCAGAUUCCGUUGGAUAAUAGACUAUGUAAAUUUUGUAAAUUGAAUGAUGUUGAACACGAAACUCACUGUUAAAUGGUUUGCCCUCUGUAUGAAGACAUUAGAUAUGAUUUUUAAUUCAACAAAAAUGCAUAUUUCAGGGAAAAAACUUUUGGUACAUAAAUAAUGAAAGUAUAUUUGUUCUAGUAGUUUAUGUUAUAUGUUGAUAGAAAAUUUUUAAUAUAUGUUUUUUAGAAAAUUGGUAAAAGUGGUUUGAAUUAAUUUUUAGUCCCCUACCGACGAAGUCGAAGGGACUUUAUGUAAGCACUCUGUCUGUCUGUCUGUCUGUCUGUCGGUCGGUCAGUCCGGAAAAUCAGUGUUCCACACUUUUUUUCUUCGUGCUUAAAGAUAUUGAUUUGAUAUUUGGUAUAUAGAUUUAUCAUGACUAGUUACCGAUCAAGUUUGAAUUUUGUUCCGGUCUGAUGAUUUUGUGCGGCGUUAUGGUCCUUGGACUUAGAAAAUUCAUGCAAGUAAUCAGUUUUCCGGGGUUUUUUUUUGUCAUAUUUAAAGAUAUUGAUUUGAUAUUUGGUAUAUAGUUUUAUCAUGACUAGUUACAGAUAAAUAUCGAAUUUUGUUCCGGUCUGAUGAUUUUGUGCAGAGUUAUGGUCCUUGAACUUAAAACAAAUUUAGGAAAGUAAUCAGUUUUCCGCUGGUAUAUAGUUUUAUCAUGACUAUUUACAGAUAAAUAUCGAAUUUUGUUCAGGUCUGAUGAUUUUGUGCAGAGUUAUGGUCCUUGAACUUAAAACAAAUUCAGGAAAGUAAUCAGUUUUCCGCACUUUUUUUCAUCAUGCUUGAAGAUAUCGAUUUGAUAUUUGGUAUAUAGUUUUACCAUGACAAGUUGCAGAUCAAGUUCAAAUUUCUUUCGGUUACGAUGAUUUUUUUUUUGGCAGAGUUAUGGUCCUUGGACUUUGAAAAUUCACUCAAAUAAUCAGCUUUCAACACUUUUUUUAGCUCACCUCGCCCAAAGGGCCAAGUGAACUUUUCUCAUCACUUGGCGUCCGUCGUCCUUCGUCGUCCGUCGUCCGUCGUCCUUCGUCGUCCGUCGUCGUCGUCCGUUAACUUUUACAAAAAUAUUCUCCUCCGAAACUACUAGGCCAAAUUUAACCAAACUUGGCCACAAUCAUCAUUAGGGUAUCUAGUUUAAAAAAUGUGUCCGAUGACCCCGCUUGCCAACCAACAUGGCCGACAUGGCUAAAAAUAGAACAUAGGGGUAAAAUGUAGAUUUUGGCUUAUAUCCCUGAAACUAAAGCAUUUAGAGUAAAUCUGACAUGAGGUAAAACUGAUUAUCAGGUCAAGAUCUAUCUGCCCUGAAAUUUUCAGACAAAUCUGACAACCUGUUGUUGGGUUGCUGCCCUUGAAUUGGUAAUUUUAAGGAAAUUUUGCAGAUUUUGGUUGUUAUCUUGAAUAUUAUUAUAGAUAGAGAUAAACUGUAAACAGCAAUUAUGUUCAGCAAAGUAAGAUCUACAAAUAAGUUGUCAUGACCAAAAUUGUCAGUCGACCCCUUUAGGCGUUAUUGCCCUUAAUAGUCAAUUUUUAUAAAUUUUUUGUAAAUUUUUGUUAUCUUUUACAAAAAUCUUCUUCUCUGAAACUACUGAGACAAAUUUAACCAUACUUGGCCAUAAUCAUUAUUAGGGUAUCUAGUUUAAAAAAUUUGUCCGAUGACCCCGCCUUCCAACCAUCAUGGCCGACUUGGUUAAAAAUAAAACAUAGGGGUAAAAUGCCGGUUUUGGUUUAUAUCUCUGAAACUAAAGCAUUUAGAGCAAAUCUGACAGGUGGCAAAAAUGUUCAUCAGAUUUAGAUUUAUCUGCCCUGAAAUUUUCAGACGAAUCCGACAACCCGUUGUUGGGUUGCUGCCCCUGAGUUAGUAAUUUUACAAACAUUUUGCAGUUUUUUGUUAUUAUCUUAGAUAUCAUUAUAAUAUCUAAUAUCUAAUACUAUUAAUUAUGAUUUUAACCUUAUUUUACAUGAUUUCCGAAGCAUCAGUAAAUACAGGUGAGCGACACAGGCUCUUGAGAGCCUCUAGUUUGUUAUGCUUGAAGAUAUUGAUUUGAAAUUUGUUGUAAAGUUUACACUAUGACAAGUUAUAGAUCAAGUUAGCAUUUUGUUCAACUACAAUGAAUUUUUAACCGGUAGGGGACUAUGUAUUGCCAUGCAAUACUCUCAGAAUGCUUGUUGAUUCUAUUUUCUUUCUCUCUUUUCUUUAACUUUUAUUAAUUUUAAAUUAGAAUAUAUAGUAAUGUUUUAUUUUUAUCGAAGCUUUACCAAUAAUUUUGUUUUAGUCGUAAGAUGCAAUUUUUAAACUAGGUGUAUUUAACAGUCUUAAAUUUCUUUUAAUUUUGAUAGCAGAUAUUCCGCAGUUAUUUCGCAGACGAAAGCAGAUAUUCCUUUCAAUUUAUUAAGUUUGCAAGAUAAAUGCAUUAGAUUUCUUAUUAUUUUCUACUUUUUUUAUUUUUUUUACCUUGUGAGUUUGAGCUGUUUUAUAUGUAUAUAAUAGUGUCUCAUAAGUCUUUAUAGGCUGGGUGCUGAUCUUUUUGUUUAUGCGAUUGUAUUUGUAAAUAUUUUACUCUUGUGUAAGUUCAAUACGUGACACUUUAAUAAAAUUAAUUUAUCUUUA
Messenger RNA from Mytilus californianus (California mussel), 7690 nucleotides. RefSeq lists its product as uncharacterized. The record is from RefSeq and is a predicted model, not a curated record. The transcript is spliced from 3 exons. The coding region runs from base 717 to 4382 and encodes 1221 amino acids. NCBI's taxonomy places the organism in Eukaryota, Metazoa, Mollusca, Bivalvia, Mytilida, Mytilidae.